Colletotrichum navitas is the source of this 1878-nucleotide messenger RNA. Its product is annotated as lysophospholipase catalytic domain-containing protein. Gene Ontology annotation, cellular component: intracellular membrane-bounded organelle; cytosol. Bases 1 to 1878 code for a protein of 625 amino acids. The record is from RefSeq and is a predicted model, not a curated record. The transcript has a single exon. Lineage: Eukaryota; Fungi; Ascomycota; Sordariomycetes; Glomerellales; Glomerellaceae. Gene Ontology annotation, biological process: glycerophospholipid catabolic process. Gene Ontology annotation, molecular function: A2-type glycerophospholipase activity.
AUGGCGGCCGGCAUCGUCAUGGAGGCUCUGGACCCCCGCGCCCUCCCCAAUUCCCCCUCGGGAAGCUACGCCCCGGCAAUUGUCGACUGCCCGGCCGCCCGUCCCACAAUUCGCUCCGCGUCGUCCUUGUCGCCCAACGAGACGGCAUGGUUGACCCGCCGCCGCAGCGCCACAGUCGAACCCAUGCGCGACUUCCUCACUCGCGCCGGCAUCCCCAACUUCGACGCCGGCGCCUACAUUGACCGCCUCAGCUCCUCGCCGUCCCAGCUGCCCAACGUUGCCAUCGCGAUAUCAGGAGGUGGGUACCGCGCCCUCAUGAACGGCGCCGGCUUCCUGGCGGCCGCGGACAGCCGCACGCCCAACUCGACGUCCGCUGGCGGCAUCGGCGGCCUCCUCCAGUCCGCCACCUACCUCGCCGGUCUGUCCGGCGGCGGCUGGCUUGUCGGCUCCAUCUUCACCAACAAUUUCUCCUCCGUGGUCGACCUGCAGCGCGGCUCUCCAGGCUCAGCCGUCUGGAAAUUCGACCGUUCAAUCUUCUCUGGCCCCCGGGAGCGCGGCAUCUCCAUCGUCAACACAGCCGAGUACUGGAGGGAUAUCCUCCGCCAGGUGGAAACUAAAGAACAGGGCUUCGAGGUCUCCAUUACAGACUACUGGGGCCGCGCCCUCUCAUACCAGCUCAUCAAUGCUACCGACGGCGGCCCAGCCUACACCUUCUCCUCCAUCGCCGAGUCGUCCGACUUCCAGGCCGGCGCCCAGCCGUUUCCCAUCCUGGUCGCUGACGGCCGCACCCCUGGCGAGCGCAUCAUCUCGCUCAACGCCACCGUUUACGAGUUCAACCCCUUCGAGCUCGGCACCUGGGACAACACGGCCUUCGGCUUCGCGCCCCUCGCCUACCUUGCUUCUAACUUCUCCGCCGGCCGCAUCGCCGAUAACGGGUCCUGCGUCCGCGGCUUCGACCAGGCCGGCUUCGUCAUGGGCACCUCGUCCAGCCUCUUCAACCAGUUCCUGCUCCAGAACAUGUCCACGACUGGCCUCCCCGAUUUCAUCCAGAGCGCCCUCACGAGUAUCCUUAACCUCCUUGACCAGGACAACAACGAUAUCGCGCAGUAUGCGCCGAACCCAUUCUUCGGCUGGAACCCCCGCACCAACAUCAACGCCAACCAAUCCCAGCUUACCCUUGUCGACGGCGGCGAGGACCUCCAGAAUAUCCCCUUUCACCCGCUGAUCCAGCCCAACCGCGCCGUCGACGUUAUCUUCGCUGUCGACUCCUCAGCUGACACAAACUUUCACUGGCCUAACGGCACCGCCAUCCGCGCCACCUACGACCGCGUCUCAGAGCCCAUCGCCAACGGCACCCUUUUCCCGCCCGUACCUGAUGCUAACACCUUCAUCAACCUCGGCCUUAAUCGCCGUCCGGCCUUCUUCGGCUGCGACGCCUCCAACUUCACCCUCCGCAGCGGCCAGCGCGCGCCGCCCCUUGUCGUAUACAUUCCCAAUGCGCCCUAUGUCGCCCACUCCAACGUGUCCACCUUCGACCCUAGCUACAGCCUCGACCAGCGCGACGCCAUCAUCCAGAACGGCUACGACGCGGCCACCCAGGGCAACGCCACCCUCGACGCCGAAUGGCCCGUCUGCGUCGCCUGCGCCAUCCUCUCGCGCAACAUGGCCCGUGAACGUCAACCCGUGCCCGCGGCGUGCACCACUUGCUUCCAGCGGUACUGCUGGAACGGCACACUCGACACACGCGACGUCGCCGAGUACGAACCCGGCUUCGCCAUCGGCAACGUCGAAUCCAACAGCCCCGCGGCGAGGGCGGACAUCAGCCUGGUCGCGAGCAUCAUGGGCGCGGCGGCGGUGGCUGUGGCGCAUGCUUUCUGA